UUGUUUCCCAAGCAUGACAGCGGCGUGGAGAGUCCUGCUGCUGGGGGCUUGUGUCUGCAUCUGGCUUCCAGCUCAGGCCCGAGGAGCUCUGGUCAUUUCCAGGAGAGAUGCUCUGACACAGGAGACUGAAGAAGCUAUGGGCACCAGGUCAAUAAAGAAAAGAAGCACAAACUCUGCAAAUAUGGUGGAGGUGAACAGCGUCAGAGUCAGCUGCACGGUGACGUCUCGUUUCGCUCACACCGUCAUGACCUCCAAGGCCCUGAACACAGCAAACUCCUCCCAGGAAAUCUUCUUCGAAGUGGAGCUGCCCAAGACCGCCUUCAUCACCAACUUCAGCAUGGAAAUCGAAGGUCAGGUGUAUGCUGGGGAGGUGAAGGAGAAAGAAAAAGCUAAGAAACAAUAUGAGAAGGCUGUUUCCUCUGGACAGACGGCUGGACUGGUCAAGGCCUCUGGGAGGAAGAUGGAGAAGUUUUCAGUGUCUGUCAACAUUGCAGCCAAAAGUAACGUGACUUUCAUUCUGACAUACGAGGAGCUCCUUCAGAGGAAACUGGGCCAAUAUGAGAUUUUAACCCGAGUUAAACCCAAACAACUGGUGCAGGAGUUUCAGAUUGUGGCAGACAUCUAUGAGCCUCAGGGCAUUGACUGUGUUGAUGCCACUGCAACUUUCCUCACGAAUGAUCUGCUCCCCCUGGUGGAGAAAACUGUCACAGACACAGAGGCACACAUCUCUUUCUCACCAACAGUGGAGCAGCAGAGGAAGUGUCCAGGAUGUGAAGGCACCAUAAUUGAUGGUGAUUUCAUCAUCAAGUACGAUGUGAAACGAGAAGAGGGCGCGGGGGAAGUUCAGGUUGUGAAUGGAUACUUUGUGCACUUCUUCGCUCCCCCUGGCCUGCCCAGAGUCCCAAAGAAUGUGGUGUUUGUGAUUGACAGGAGCGGAUCAAUGAGUGGAAAAAAGAUUGCACAGACCCGGGACGCAUUGGUUGCCAUUCUGAAAGAACUCCAUGAGGAGGACCACUUUGCUCUCAUCCUGUUUGAUUCCAGUAUUGUCACCUGGAAGGACGUUCUCUCCAAAGCAACUCAGGAAAAUGUGGCCAAAGCCAUUGCCUACGUCAGGAAAAUAAAAGACAACGGAGGCACAGAUAUCAAUAGCGCUGUGCUGAGGGCAGUGAGCAUGCUGGGGAGAGAAAGAGGAGAUAAGAGGCUCCCAGAGAGGAGUGUGGAUAUGAUUAUUUUACUGACUGAUGGGAUGCCAAACCACGGGGUGUCAAACCUCCCAACAAUCCAGGAGAAUGUGCGUUCUGCUAUUGGAGGAAACAUGUCUCUGUUCUGUCUCGGCUUUGGAAAUGAUGUGGAUUACUCCUUCCUGGAUGUGAUGUGCAGACAAAACAAGGGGCUGGCCCGCAGAAUAUAUGAAGCUUCAGAUGCAGCUGUUCAACUCAAGGGUUUCUAUAAUGAAGUGUCCAGCCCUCUGCUCUCGGAGGUGGAUCUGCGUUAUCCUGACAAUGCAGUGAACUUUGUGACCAAAAAACACUUCAGCCAGUUGUUUAAUGGCUCAGAGAUCGUGGUGGCUGGACGGCUGAGAGACAGUGAUCUGGACAGCUUCUUGGUGGAAGUGUUUGCCCAGGGGUCGGACAAUGACUUCCAAGUGCACAGAAGGGCCAGCGUGGUAAACUGGGGGGUGAUCUACCCAGAACUGGAGUACAUCUUUGGGAAUUUCACUGAGCGUUUGUGGGCCUACCUCACCAUCCAGCAGCUACUGGAGGAUAGUGACAUUGGUACUCAGCAAGACAAAGACAUUAUGACAGUCAAGGCAUUGGACAUGUCUCUACGGUACAGCUUCGUCACCCCUCUCACCUCCAUGGUGGUUACCAAGCCUGAAACUGAGGACGGACCAGACAGCCCUCUCAUUGCUGACAAGCUGACUGAGGACCAGCGACAGAAAGCAGAGAGACACCGUGGCCCUGCAGCCGAUGCUCGAGGUUCCCAUGGCCUAUCAGAUGUGGACGGAGAUCCUCAUUUCAUGAUAGAGCUGCCAGACAGAGAUGACGCUCUGUGCUUCAACAUCAACAACAAACCAGGAACCAUUUUCACUCUGGUCAGAGACCCAGGAUCAGGCUUUGUGGUGAAUGGCCAAAUUAUUGGCAAGAAGAAAGUUGUUGCUGAUGGUAACGUCAACACCUACUUUGGACGUUUUGGUAUCAGCCACAAGAAGCUGGGAGUGAGGCUGGAGGUGAGCACUCAGGACAUCUCAGUCCUCCACAAUGGCAGACAGGUCAAGCUGCUGUGGUCUGAUACAGCCUCUAUCAAAGAAACCAAUAUGGACCUCAAGUUAACAAAGAACUGCAGCUUAACAGUGACACUGAGACACUCCAUUAAAUUUAUGGUCAUCAAACACACAAAGGUGUGGAAGAGACGCCACGAUCAGCAAGACUACCUAGGUUUCUACACCCUGGACAGCCACCACCUGUCUGCUUCAGCUCAUGGCCUGCUAGGUCAGUUCUACCAUGGGGUUGAGUUUGAGGUGACAGACCCACGUCCAGGUGAAGUUCAGGAGAAGUUAGAUGCCACCAUGUAUGUGAAGGGACAAAAAAUCAACGUGACCAGACACUGGCAGAAGGACUUCAGCAGGAACGUGAAGAAUGGAGAGAAUAUUCCCUGCUGGUUUGUCAACAAUGAUGGAACAGGCCUCAUUGAUGGAAGAGCCUCAGACUACAUUGUGUCAGGGCUUUUUAAGACAACUUGAAUCCUGAAAACUAACUUUAAAAAAAUAAAAAUAACUGUUUUGA
Messenger RNA from Seriola dumerili (greater amberjack), 2786 nucleotides. Its product is annotated as inter-alpha-trypsin inhibitor heavy chain H3-like. Gene Ontology annotation, molecular function: serine-type endopeptidase inhibitor activity. Gene Ontology annotation, biological process: hyaluronan metabolic process. NCBI's taxonomy places the organism in Eukaryota, Metazoa, Chordata, Actinopteri, Carangiformes, Carangidae. Bases 14 to 2743 code for a protein of 909 amino acids. The transcript has 22 exons. The record is from RefSeq and is a predicted model, not a curated record.